Molecule: messenger RNA, 1875 nt
Organism: Eucalyptus grandis
Lineage: Eukaryota; Viridiplantae; Streptophyta; Magnoliopsida; Myrtales; Myrtaceae
Product: probable LRR receptor-like serine/threonine-protein kinase At3g47570
Exons: 2
Coding region: 1-1875 (624 amino acids)
Biological process (GO): protein phosphorylation
Molecular function (GO): protein kinase activity; ATP binding; protein binding
Source: RefSeq, a predicted model, not a curated record
AUGAGCAUUAAUCCUAUAAUUGGUGAGAUUCCUAUGUCAAUCGUCAAUCUUGUGAACUUGGAGCUCUUGAGGAUAGAGCAUACCAUUCUUUCAGGUGCUAUCAUGUUUAAUGUGGGAAAUCUUCAAAAUCUGGUGAUCUUGAGACUCUCCAAUAACAGUCUAUCGGGAAUGAUUCCAUCCUCUUUGCAGAAGAUGAAGAAAUUGUCUAUUUUAUAUCUUGAUGGGAAUCACUUUCAUGGCCAUAUUCCUUCACAUCUAGAUAAGUGUCAAAGUCUGAUGUGGCUUGAUCUUUCUAACAACAAUCUCAGUGGUUCCAUCUUCUUAGCAGUUAAAACUCUCAUGUAUUUGAACUUGUCUCACAACCAUUUUAAUGGGGCCCUUCCGGCAUACGUAGGACAAAUUGACCAUUUAGAGACUUUGGACAUUUCAAGCAAUAUGUUUGGUGGUGAAAUUCCGAGCACCCUAGGUUAUUGUGUUGGAUUGGUAAGUUUAGAAAUGAAGGAUAACCACUUCAAAGGAUCCAUUCCUCAAUCAUUUAGCUCUUUAAGAAGCAUUGAGAUAUUGGAUCUUUCGAAUAACAAUCUAUCAGGUGAGAUUCCGAAGUUCUUUGAGGCAUUUCACUUCCUAGAAAUUUUGGAUUUAUCCUAUAAUAAUUUUGAAGGCAUGUUACCAACUAAAGGAGUCUUCAAGAAUGCAAGCAUCACUUUUGUUAUCGGAAACAACAAAAUCUGUGGAGGAGUCCCUGAAUUUCAGCUACCUAAAUGCAUCUUUAGACACUCCAAGAGGGAAAGACUUGUUCGUGAAUUGAAACUUGUGUUGUCUAUUACUUUUGGACUUCUAGGGGUGGUUCUUGUUCUAGUUUGUGUGUAUAUAUGUUGGUUGAAGAGGAAGAAAACAAGAGAACCAACUUCAAGUUCCAUAGCUGAUACUUGGAAAAACUUAUCUUAUGGAACUCUCCUUAAAGCGACCGAUGCUUUUUCUUCAACUAAUUUGAUUGGCGUUGGCAGUUUUGGAUCUGUUUAUAAGGGGAUGCUUCGAGAGAAUGGGACCAACGUUGCUGUGAAGGUUCUUAAUUUAACGCGUCAUGGUGCUUUGAAGAGCUUCAAAGCUGAGUGCGAGGCUUUGAAGAAUAUAAAACAUCGAAAUCUUUUGAAGGUAUUGACAGUGUGCUCAGGUACUGAUUAUGCUGGGAAUGACUUUAGGGCUUUGGUCUAUGAGUUCAUGGUCAAUGGUAGCCUCCAAGAGUGGUUGCACCCGUCUCCAAUGCUUGUAGAUGCAAAUGGGCCUUCAAAAAAUUUGAGUCUUGUCCAAAGGAUAAAAAUUUCCAUUGACAUUGCUUUUGCAUUGGAUUAUCUUCAUAACCAAUGCCACAGUGCCAUCGUUCAUUGUGAUCUAAAGCCAAGUAAUGUCCUUUUAGAUGCUGAGAUGGUCGGACAUAUAGGUGACUUUGGAUUGGCAAAAAUCCUCCUUGAAUCCACAUCUUACACAAGCACAAAUAUAAGCUCAGCUGGUUUGAGAGGAACAAUUGGUUAUGCUGCUCCGUUAUGGCAUACUCUUGUUAGAGAUGUUCACAGUCUCGGGCCCACAGCUGAGAUAUUCAAAGAAAAUUUGAACCUACAUAGUUUUGUUAAGGAUGCUUUGCCCGGACGAGUCCUGGAAAUUACCGAUCCCAUUCUAGUUCGAGAGGUGGAGAGCCAUGCAAGCGAAAGUAGAAAGAGCACGCUUGGAUUGUCUGCUAAUGGUCUACCGAAUUGGGAUCGCCCGCUCGCUUGGAGUCCCAGGAGAGCGAACGAGCAUUACGAUGUAGCAGCUCAACUAUGUUCAAUUAGGGACAAGCUUUACGCAGCCGGCUUACAAGGAGAGGUAACACACUAA